AUGGCUUCCCAAUCCGGCACGCUCGCCGGGCUGGCGCUGGAGCCGCUCGCGCUCUUCCACGCCGUCGACCCCUACCUCUCCUCCGUCUUCGUUUUCACCGGCCCCGUCACCACCGCAAACUCGACACUGAGCAGCUCCCGCAUUCAGGCGCACAUCAUCACCUCCGGAGGCGUCCAUAGCUACCCGCGAAUCACCAUUUCUCCCGCUGCUCCCGUCUACGCUGCUGUCAAUCACCUUCCACGCGAUAGACAGGGCGAUGAGGUAUACCGUGGGCUGGCCGUUUGUCUGUUUAAAUACUUCUCUGAGCUACCGCAAUUGGUAAAGGACGCCUUGACAGCAUUAGCGGUUUCGGAGAAAUACGGCGCACGUUUACCAAAACUCUUCGAUGAGGUUCAUGCCGCCGAUCUGGCAAAUAGGAUGAUUAGAGUCGAGGGUAUGCCGCAGGUUUUGCCGGAUUUGAAAGAUGCGUUUAGCGAAAAAAUUGUUCCGUGUGUUGAUAUCGACUUUGUUCUGCCGCCGGGUUCGAUUGACACGCCUCCUCAAAAUUCUCGAGACGCAGGAUCCGAUGCGCAUUCCAUCCAGAAAUUCUCAGACCGAUUCGGCCAAUAUGCCUCCCUGAUAGAAGCAUUAGGCGACCCUAUAUUUCUGCCAACGGCGAAAUUAAAACGAGCGCCCUCACAAUCCACCAAUCUGAGCAAGUCGAGGACAUUUACUUCUGCCCAGAAGGAGACGUUGCGGCUUUCCAUGUGUGAGGUUGUCGAUACCGAGGAGCGAUAUGUUGGGAAGAUGUAUGACUUGGUUCACAAUGUUGCGCACGAAUUUCGCCAGAAGGCUAGAGAUAAAUCGGUUUCAAGCACUAGUCCGAAUGAAAGUGAGCUAUUGAAGUUGUUUCCAACCUGCUUAAAUGAGAUUUUAGAGGUCAACAUGGGGUUUUUGAAUGAUAUACGCCAGAUACUUGAGUACACAGAGAAAGACGCUCUUAAUGACAUUAUCAAGGAUACCGUGCUUGAUUCCAGCGCAUUAGCAAGAGACUCGAACGGACAGAGAAAGGACCCAAUCGGCAUAAUUGCCUUUGCUCGUUGCCUUCAGGAGUGGCUGCCACGCUUUUCCCAGCCUUAUGGGGAAUAUAUGAAUGCUCAUACAGGAUUCACGCAGAUUUUAAACACCUUCUUGAAUGACCAGAACUCAUCAUUUUCAAAAAGGGUUUAUGAGUCCGGUGAGCAGCGAAUGCGCUCUUUGCUUAUGGAGCCUGUACAGCGUUUACCACGGUACAGCCUGCUAAUAGAUGCAAUGACGAGUGCACUUCCCAUUGUGCAUCCAGCAGUCAAAUCCCUCUUAAAUGCAAGGGACACCAUAGCGGAAAUAUGCUCUUUGGACUCGUCCAGCGGUAUAGGGCAAAGCCUUAAACGGCUCCAGACUUUGGUAACUGGGUGGCCUGCUUCAGUAACACCAACUGGGAGAUUGAUUACCGCAGUAGACUUCUAUACUCUUUUACCUCCGUAUCGUCCUGGCCUUCAAGGCACUCGAAGUGAACCUGGAAUACUCCUUGUCUACUCUGAUUUCCUGGUUCUCGUACUAAAAGGCCCCGAGAGCAAGCUCACUGCCCGUGGCCUUCAUGCAGAAUUAGAUAAACCGCAGCCAGGAUUCGGCACUGACCCGACGACUUCUACUCCAGAAAUGAUAUUUCUUCAGGCUUCUCGCAUCGUUAAUGUUCGCUGCUCUCAAUCUAAGUGUGCACAGGUUUUAUACCUUACCCCCGCUACUAACUUCCUGCGGAACGAACGUUCUCGCUCGAAGCCCGCGCUACAAGCCCUCGAAUUAUUGUCUAGCUACGAAGGGAAAGCGCAUAGGCUAAUCGAAGAGGUUACAAAAGCAAGAAUCGAAGGCAGAUUUCCAGAACAAUAUCGUGAACGAGGAAAAUGGUCUCUUCACCAUCCGGAUGGGACAUGUGGGAACCUUGGAGCUCUGAUAUCGGUGUUCGAAGAAAGCGCAGUAGACGAUAUGCCUUCAAAAUUAUCCUCAACUAUACAGCUAAAUUUCGGUCCUCGGAAGCCUGACCUGCAUAUCGAUGAGUUAAAUUCGAACCUUGACGUCAAUAUCUCCAUGUCAAUGGUUGGAGAUGGAAAAUACAGGAUGGAAAUGGAUUCUGUUACAGGGGUAUUCUAUACCGAUAUAUUCACCCCGCAAGAUUUUGUUCCAGUCCUAACCAAGCGAAGUAAGAAUCCCCAGAAAUUUCUUUUCUUUCCUUGUUCCUUUGACAGUAGUUUCCUAACUUGGGUAGUUCAAAUGCUUCUUCGCCCCUUGAACCAACCUCAGAAUCCAUUUUUAACAGACGUAAUUGUAAGAGCAAACUUCAGUAUUCUUCGAAUUAUCGCUUCCCAAAUCCUGGCAUCAGCCAAAGCUACGAAAGGGCUGCGUCCGCGGUCGCCAUCUAAACUUUUGUCAAGCUUUUGGAGUGGUGGUCAGCCCAAGGAACUGCAGAUGCCUUUGAAAGGCCUUCUCCCACCACCUCAGAUGACUUCUACACCUCCCGUAUUCUCUAUUACAGAAUAUGAAGACCCACAUAAAGGAUCUCCUUCUACUCCAUCACCUUCCAAGACGCCAAAAGUUGCAAAUGGCGGAAUCAAUAUUACAGACGAGACUUCCAAAUACCUCGAACAUUUGGAACAGACAUUUUCUACCUACGUGAUUGCAAUACGCUCCAGAAGCGGUAAUAUCGUAGGCCGUGUACUUCGAGCAAGAGAUCGUGUCGAUGAAGCAGCUGUUAAUGAACUUUACAAUGUUCUUUUGGAUGAUGCUGGGAAGAUUCAGGCUGCUGCUGAAGCACCAGUCGAUGUUCUAAUUGUCGCCUUUGAAGCUUUCAUGGCUAAGGCAUGGAAAGACCACAUUGGUCCUAUUAUUCCCACUCAAUCUCUAUCGCUCCUUCAGAACAAAUUUUGCUCAUUGUUUCCCGGUGAUUUCGAAGAUUUUUUCCGCCGCUUUCUGUCUGAAAUGAGCCCUCAAACGCGACGAGCACUGACAAGCCUAGUGAAUUUGUUGGCCGAUCUGCUAGAUGCCUCGGGGAACGAUGGUGAUCGAGGUGCGCUGACAGAGGUCUUUGCGGAAAUUUUGACCGAUGAAGGAGAUCCUAGAGAACACAUUUCUCUUUUAGAUCGUCUCGUUGAGGAUUUUGAACGUUUAUUCGACGAAAAAGCCCCCUCCGUGGCUCCAAUGGAAGGAACAUUGAUUCAUGACCCAGACAACCGGCGGGAUCGCUCCCAGUCCGUUAAUCAUGGCUCUAUAAAUUCAAAUAACUCUUCGUUUCGUAAGAGGUUCGGCUUUAGUCUACAUCGCGAGCGAAGCAAAACGGAAGGCGAGAGCAAAGUCAGCUCUAUAAUACGCACCCUGAGCAAGUCGAAAGGAUCUGGAAUAGCCUCGGCCUUGGAAGUGGAAUCAGGAACAUCCAGCCUUCCAAGAAUCAACCUUAUGCGUGCCAAAUCAACUGACUUGGACACUCGGCUACAUAGUUUGCUACGCCCAGGAUCACGAGAACGUCCAUUCAUGCCCGCAUUUUUUUCUAGUGACCAUGACUUGUAUCGACCAGGUAGUGCUCACAGCAACGCUCCGACGUUAAGCUCAAUUGGUGAGGAUCGGGUUGAAAAACCUGUCUCCCCCCGAAAGAAGCGCAGAAGCUCUUUGUCAGACCUUAGACCAGUAUCUGCAGGGGAAAUAAAACCUCUAUUUCACUCGGAACAUGACUCAAACACCAUAGCUUCGCCUGCUACUCCGACCAAUAAUAAUAGCCUGGUAGAGUCCGACGCUUCACCUACUCCUUCUGCACCAUCAAGUCGAACGAGUAGAACAAGACUUCGCUCUCCGAUUCGCAUGCACUCCCCUCCUCCUCGCAUCACCUCACCUCCUGUCCGCCAUGUUUCGCCUAGUCGAAAAGAGAACACUCCUCCAUCCCCUAGAACAGCGCUCGGGGAUAAACCAGUCAAUAGAAAGACUAACGUAUCAACAAGCCCUAAGAAACAACCUGAGUUGCGGCCACAGAGUCACCAUGCUAGCGUUAAUGGCCUGAAAGAACGCAUGAUACCUCCAAAUGGUUCAGAUAUGUCGCGUAUACCACUAUCUACGGUUCCCACGCCGAAGGUUCAAAAGCUAAAGAUGCAGACUCCCCAGAAAGUGAGUUGUAGUCUGAGAUUUGCCGAUGUCAAGCUAACCACAUCGCAGCUUCGGGAACGCGUGCAAAAUGAAAAGAGGGCGGUUGCAUCCGCUGAAACAACGCUCAGGGCCGAGUUGACGUCCAUUGCCCAAGAAAUCUCCAACCCGAGAAUGUCUCCGCCAAAGGGUAGACCAACAUCAUCUAGCGGAACGUCCAAACUAGCAAAUUCAUCAUCAUCAAGUCCGCCUUCAGUGCUUACUUCUCGUAUUCGAACUCUCUCAGAUAAACUUAAUUCAGCGACAGCAGAUUUCAAUGAGAGGACUUUGUCACUUGAGAAAGAUAUCGAGAAUUCCCUUGUUGUUAGCGAAAGACGCGCAAAGAAACUUGAUGAAUUAUAUCGGGAAGCUAGUGCUGAGAAUGAAGCCUUAUACCAGCGUUUCAACGAGGAGCUAAGCAAAAUCGCCAGAGAUGUUCGUCGGGAUGAUGGGGAGAGGUCGCUUAGGGAACAAUUGAGCGAGACGCUUGAUGAACUCGCUAGAGUAAAGAAAGAAAAUAUGAGGCUUAAAAGAGAAAUUGGGGGCCUGAAGGCUCAGCAAUUUGUUGCUGACGGACGAGAACAUGAUCAAUAA
Ophidiomyces ophidiicola is the source of this 4773-nucleotide messenger RNA. RefSeq lists its product as uncharacterized. The coding region runs from base 1 to 4773 and encodes 1590 amino acids. The transcript has a single exon. NCBI's taxonomy places the organism in Eukaryota, Fungi, Ascomycota, Eurotiomycetes, Onygenales, Onygenaceae. Gene Ontology annotation, molecular function: guanyl-nucleotide exchange factor activity. The record is from RefSeq and is a predicted model, not a curated record.